AUUAGCUUGCAGCUGCAGUUUCAGACGUCAUCAAUGAAUGGGCUUCAUGACCAGAACUGAUAGGAUAUUCUCUGAGCCCAUCUCAACACUGCAAUCCAGAAUAGACGCGAGAAACAGCAACCACUCCCGUGCGACAUUGCAAUAGCUCAAUUGGCUGAUCUCGUGGCGUCCCAUUUGGACCGAGCGCAGGACACUCCGAUUCUCUGAUUUUUCCCUGGCUGAUUGUCCUGGGUUACACAAGUGCCUGAAAUGGAAGAACAGGCGUUAUCUGUUCCGUCAGAUGCCAGCGACACGACGCCUCUCCUCCAUUCAAUAUCAGCACCCGAUACCGCCCCUGCGCAACCGAGAGUCACUCGAACUGUCACUUUCAACCCGAACCCAGUAACCAGAACCAUCGAGCCAGCGCGCCAGCUCGAAGUCCCGAGGCAGAGGGCGUCCCAUUCUUUCCAACUGCCCAACAGUCCACGGGCCAUCGCGGCCAUCAAUAAUAAGCUACGUAGGAGGAACAGCCACGGCUCUGCUACUGCAGCGAACCUGCCAGCUCCGGUUGGCUCCAAGAUCGGCCCCCAGAGAAGCAGCAAGAAUGCCCAGAAGCUCAAGCUCCUCCCCACGCCAGAACCGGGCGAGGAGAGCCCCGACGAGGAGAGCGGGCGAGACGUCUAUUCGCAGUAUACACGCAUCAAAGACCCGACGGCGAGACGGCACGCCGCGAGGUUAGGAAAAUCGGAUCGGGACAAGUUGCCACGCGUCACAGCAUAUUGUACAGCGAACCGCUACGACAUGGAAUCUCUCAAGCGGUUUCUCAAGGGGAGGGGUAAAUUGAGAGGCGCGAACCCCAAGCUUUUCGACGAGUGCAUCUACACGCCCUACAGCUACGAGAAGAGCGUCGAGGACAGGCCGGACCACGCCACUGGCGGCGGCCGGCCGGAUCCUGUCCAAACCUACGAAAGGAGACACUCGACUGGUGAAUACCCGACAGACUUGUCCCGCAGCGACCUGAUCGACCUGCAGUCCGAAAACCGACAAGACUCCGGCUUUUCCGACGGGUUUCAUCACGACGGCGCCCGAGAUGUGGACGUGGAUCGCGAAGAGGGUCCCGAUUUCGACACCUACAUCCACACCCCGGAAGUGUUCCUCUUCGACUACGGCGUUGUCGUCAUCUGGGGUAUGAGCAUUCCGCAGGAACAACGGUUUCUCAGGGAGAUUGCCAAAUUUGAGGCCGAGAAGCUCGCCCCGGAUGAUGUCGAGACAGAGUUCUUCAACUUCUACUAUACGAGGGAUUAUCAACCCCGCAUAUACAACGACUUUAUCACGCUACGCGACAAAAACAACUACAUGACAAAACUGGCCAUUUCUCACGCCCUCGCCCAGAGCGUCAAGACCUCCCUCUUUGAAGAACUCAUAGCUUCUACCAUUGAAGAAUGCAAAGACAUCCCGACGAAUAUCGCUCUCACGGGGAAAAUCGCCCUCAGCCGGAAGCAGAUCAACAUGCAGAUCGGCGAACUCUUCAUUCUCCGUAUCAACAUCCAUCUGAACGGUUCGGUUCUCGACACCCCCGAGUUCUUCUGGGUUGAACCCCAGCUCGAGCCCGUGUACGAUGCCGUCCGCAGCUACCUUGAGAUGGACCAACGCGUCCACCUCCUGACGGAACGUCUCGAUGUUAUCGGCGACUUGCUGGCUGUACUCAAGGAGCAACUGAGCCACGGCCACGGCGAAAAGUUGGAGUGGAUUGUCAUCGUCCUCAUUGCUGCAGAGAUACUUGUCGCCGCCAUUAAUAUCGUUGUGGACAUGUAUGUUGGGGAAUGAUACCUUCGGAGAUUUUUUAUUUGGGGGGAGGGGGAGGGUUCAUUUCCUGAAGUGACGUGUCGCUACCCAUCGGCCUAUCUCACCGAAAGCAGACAACAGGCACGUUUGGUCUUUCCUUGAAUAUGUGUUACAAAACGGUAUGGGAUGGCGGGAAAGCAUGCUUUGCCCUAGGGUUUUUUCCCUUCCUUUUUUUCUUCCUUUUUUUCUUCUUUUUCUGUUUACAGUAGAUAGCUUCGCUUCACGGCGCUGGAGCAAUAUAGAGAAAUACUUCGACACCCAAGGAA
Molecule: messenger RNA, 2090 nt
Organism: Sodiomyces alkalinus F11
Lineage: Eukaryota; Fungi; Ascomycota; Sordariomycetes; Glomerellales; Plectosphaerellaceae
Product: DUF155-domain-containing protein
Exons: 3
Coding region: 250-1806 (518 amino acids)
Source: RefSeq, a predicted model, not a curated record